AUGGCGGUGGUCAAUGAUGGGCGGCGAUGGUGGGUGGUGCUAGGUGGCAGUUGUAGCGGCGGUGGUGGUGGGUGGAGACGGCAGCGAUUGGAGACAGUGACAAGUGGUGACAGCGGUGGUGGUGGGUGGGUGGCGACGGCGGCGGUGAUCGGAGGUGGCAGCGGUAAUGGUGGCAGCGAUGAUCGAAGGUGGGUGGUGGCGGUGAUCGGAGGUGGCAACGGCAAUGGUGGAUGUCGGCGACGGCGGUGGCGAGGAUGGAGGUGGGUGGCGGCAACGACGGUGGCGGGUGACGGAGGUGGCGGGUGGCGGCGAAGAUGGGUGACGGCGGCGAAUGACAGCGGUGGUGGGUGGUGGCAAUGGUAG
Helianthus annuus (common sunflower) is the source of this 363-nucleotide messenger RNA. Its product is annotated as glycine-rich RNA-binding protein GRP2A-like. The transcript has 2 exons. Lineage: Eukaryota; Viridiplantae; Streptophyta; Magnoliopsida; Asterales; Asteraceae. The coding region runs from base 1 to 363 and encodes 120 amino acids. The record is from RefSeq and is a predicted model, not a curated record.